AUGCUUGCCACAACUGCCGUUGUGGGAACGAAAAGUGAAGCUUUGUUGGAGGCCGGCGAAGCUGAGUCGCCUUAUGCAACCAUCCUGGAGGAUGUGGCUGGAAUUAACUUCAGGGCCUUGGUGGACCAAUGGAAUAAAAAUGGACUCAUGGGUAAAUAUCGUUUCCAUCCUGUUCUAUUGACUGUAAUUAAUAGAUAAUCUAUGAUUUAAUGGGCACAGAUUGAAGCAACCGCAGGAUGGUCUUAAAAUAGACACACCGCCUCAGGAGGUGGUGAGUUAGAGCGUCCUUGUUCGAGAGGAAUCUGGAUAAUUUUCCCUUGAGACUUUUGUAAUUUACAUUCAGGGGCCCUUAAGAACUAUUUCAAUAAUAACUGCCAAUGUGUUUGCUUCGAUCUACUCAAGAGCUAAGCACUGACGCAUUCAACAACAGCGUACAGAAACUGGGACUGUCCUUUUGUCAUUCAACCGCAAUCCAGUUAGCCAGCUCAGCAUGAUUAGAAUCACUGGGUGGGAGGGGGGAGUCUUGUAGGAAUAGCAUUUUAACAACACUGAGGGAAGAAAUCACACAUGCGGGACAAUGUUUGCAUUUAGAGACUGAUAUUGACGCCGUCUCAAAUAGAAUCCCGGCGGGUGUUCUGAGUUGA
Spirometra erinaceieuropaei is the source of this 644-nucleotide messenger RNA. Lineage: Eukaryota; Metazoa; Platyhelminthes; Cestoda; Diphyllobothriidea; Diphyllobothriidae. The record is from the annotation of a GenBank genome assembly.